UGACUGACUGGAGUAAUAAGAAUACUACUAAUUAGCAUGAAGAUGAAGCAGUACGUUAUCCUGAUGACGGUCCUGUUGGCAUGGCCGGCCACCUCGGGCUCCGGCUCGGCCAACCAUCACCAUGGACUACGCGCCGACCUCACCCACAUCGACAGCGGCCGUGGCUUCACCAGAAACGAGCUGCUCCGCCGGAUGGUCCUCCGGUCGAGGGCACGCGCUGCCAAGCAGCUAUGCCCAUCUAGGUCCGGCACCCCGGUGAGGGUGACCGCGCCCGUGGCGAGUGGCUCCCACGUCGUAGGCUACACCGAGUACCUCAUCCACUUUGGCAUCGGCACGCCACGCCCGCAGCAGGUGGCGCUGGAGGUGGACACCGGUAGCGACGUCGUCUGGACGCAGUGCCGGCCGUGCUUUGACUGCUUCACGCAGCCUCUCCCGAGGUUCGACACCUCCGCCUCCGACACCGUCCACGGCGUCCUGUGCACGGACCCUAUCUGCCGAGCCCUGCGCCCACACGCGUGCUUCCUCGGCGGGUGCACGUACCAAGUCAACUACGGCGACAACUCGGUCACAAUUGGCCAGCUCGCCAAAGACUCCUUCACCUUCGACGGCAAGGGCGGCGGCAAGGUGACCGUGCCGGAUCUUGUCUUUGGAUGUGGCCAGUACAACACCGGCAACUUCCAUUCCAACGAGACAGGCAUCGCCGGCUUUGGCCGCGGCCCAUUGUCGCUGCCUAGGCAGCUCGGGGUCAGCAGCUUCUCCUACUGCUUCACCACCAUAUUCGAGUCAAAGAGCACCCCCGUGUUCCUAGGCGGCGCUCCGGCGGACGGCCUGAGAGCGCACGCCACGGGGCCGAUUCUAUCCACUCCGUUCCUACCCAACCACCCCGAAUACUACUAUCUUUCUCUGAAAGGCAUCACGGUCGGCAAGACGCGGCUAGCUGUCCCGGAGUCGGCGUUCGUGGUCAAGGCGGACGGCUCCGGCGGGACGAUCAUCGACUCAGGCACGGCCAUCACCGCCUUCCCGCGGGCCGUGUUUCGGAGCCUCUGGGAGGCGUUCGUGGCGCAGGUGCCGCUGCCCCAUACCUCCUACAACGACACCGGCGAGCCCACCCUGCAGUGCUUCUCCACGGAGUCGGUGCCGGACGCGAGCAAGGUGCCGGUGCCCAAGAUGACGUUGCAUUUGGAGGGCGCGGACUGGGAGCUUCCGCGAGAGAACUACAUGGCGGAGUACCCCGACUCGGACCAGCUGUGCGUCGUAGUUUUGGCGGGUGACGAUGAUCGGACAAUGAUAGGCAACUUCCAGCAGCAGAACAUGCACAUUGUCCAUGAUUUGGCCGGCAACAAGCUGGUCAUCGAGCCCGCGCAGUGUGACAAGAUGUGAUGUAAAUAACGACGAGUCGACCACACACUCGUUUCAGGUGAAAACGAACUACCGACAACAUCCAUCGGACCAGUGACUAUGUUACCCUUGUUCGUUCGUGCUCCUUCCGUUAAGAAAUACUUGUCAAAAAAAUAAAUAAACAUGAAUGUAUCUAGAACUAAAAUAUGUUUAGAUACAUCUAUUUCUCUGUCGAAUAUUUUCGGAUGAAGGAAAUAGUACGAACUUGCUCCAAGUAAGAAAUGUCUUACACG
Messenger RNA from Hordeum vulgare subsp. vulgare (domesticated barley), 1631 nucleotides. Its product is annotated as aspartic proteinase nepenthesin-1-like. Bases 37 to 1380 code for a protein of 447 amino acids. The record is from RefSeq and is a predicted model, not a curated record. Gene Ontology annotation, cellular component: extracellular region. NCBI's taxonomy places the organism in Eukaryota, Viridiplantae, Streptophyta, Magnoliopsida, Poales, Poaceae. The transcript has a single exon.